AUAAGUUUGCUAUUACUAUCUUACUAUGAUACAGUGAAGGUAAUUACUGGAGUACCAGUAACUGCUAAUGAUACUUCUACUCCAGACGUAGAAACUGCCCCUACUACUAUUACUACUACAAUAAGUACAAUAUCAACUAACACUGCUUCUACAGCAGAAGUGAUUACCGAUGUAACGUCAAAAAAAAGUUGCAAAACAAGAAGCCAGAGGCCUACAAUAAAAUUGGAAAAUUGUGUGGAAAUUGGAGAUAGGAUCGUUUGUUACGAUUUCUAACCUUAAUUUUCGACACAAAGGACGUUAAAUUUAUGGAAACAACGAGAGAAAUAUUUGAAUAGAAUAAAAUGCUUAUUAGGUUACUGCUGUUAAUUCAAAUACUUUUAAUAAUAAGUGGAGGACAAUGUGCACCUAAACUUGGAGGUAUACUUUUUGAACAGUUAUUGCUUGAAACUUUUAUGGACGACGAAAAUAAUACUAAUGCUAACUACAAACGAGAAUUCACAGCACGGGUACCAGUUUACCAAACAAACAUUAAAAAUAGUACAUCGCUGUAUGCCAAAUUAACUGGUAAUUCAUUAAUUAAAUCAGCCAUUUCAAGGUCAAGGCACAAAAACAAAGAUAUAAAACGUCUCGAACACAACGUUAAAACAAUUUCCAAUAAUUCUGAUUUUAAUAAUUCUUCUGGGAUCACAAAAAAUAAACUAACCACAAGGUUUCCGUCGACAUUUACAUCUCUGGUACCAUUAACUACUGUCAAAAUAAACACAACUUAUCAUACAUAUAAACCAGAAAAGCCUAAUGAUAGAAAAACUCUAAAGCAUGUGGAAAAAGAGAAGAUAAAAUUGGAUGUAAACAAUACAGAAGUGAAACAUAAUGAAAGCCAAAAAAGUUUUAAUAUGCCGAAAAGUCGUCGAGAUGGCGAAAUGCUGCAAUCAAAUGGCUAUGCUUUUAAUGUAAAUAAUUGUCAAAUGAGGGGCGAUCGAGUUCUAUGUGGCUAUAACAAUCAGGAAUUGGAAACUAUUAAGCCUGAAGCGGCAGACAAGGAUUGCAUACUCCGCGGAGACAGGAUUGAAUGUGGCUAUGUCAAUCGCAGGACUGAUAACAGACGCAAUAAUAAAAAAAAUAAAGCAGUAGACAGUGGAUCUGAAAUUAAAAACGUGACUGACAAUCUAACCACAAUUUCUGUUACUUCCAAAUCCAAUACAAAUACCACCAUUAAACCUACUCACGCAACCGAAAUUACUAAGACGACUAAUCGUACUUCUACUGGCAACGUCGAAGAUCAGUCAGAUUCAUCCAAAUUUGAAACACGGAAAUUAUUAGAAGAUGUUGAAAAAAGUAUUGCUUCUAUUAUAACCAAUGCAAAUACUAGCACUACCGCUAUUUCUACUUCUUCAGCGACUACAAUUACUAAUAAAAAUGAUUCCAUUACUAUAUCUAAUAUAUCUACUUCUACUAGUAACACCAUUAUAAAAGAACAACCAGAAUUUGCCAGUUUAAAAAUUAUAGAAUUGAUUAACCGUGUUGAAAAACUACUUGCCUCAGCUGGUACUAUUACGACUUUAAAUCUUUCUUAUCCUAUAGUGGCAAGUAAUGAAUCUUCUACAUCCUUUUCUACGCUGAAAGAAGAACCUACUGAACUUCUUAAUUUAACUAUUAGAAAAUCUAACCGUUAUUCUGUUUCUUUAAGCAGUACUGUUUCUCUUACUAAUUCUACUGUUAAUAGUACUGUUUCUACUACUUCAUCUACGUCUACUAGUAGUACUAGUACUACUACUACUACUACUACUACAACUACAACUCCUGGUCCAUAUAUCGACGAUGGGGAAUAUUGCGUCGAGAAAGAUGGUCGGAUCGUGUGUUAUGACAGCCCACAAGAAGAUUACGAUGACUUUUUAGAAAAAUAAGUUACAGGCGCUCUAUGUGCAGUGUUUGGUGCAGUGUGCUUAAACACAAAACUUCAGAUUGUAUUGAAGUUUUUUAAAUACUGUAUGAUCGCACAUUAGUAUGAAGUGUAUUUUAUAC
Molecule: messenger RNA, 2022 nt
Organism: Cydia fagiglandana
Lineage: Eukaryota; Metazoa; Arthropoda; Insecta; Lepidoptera; Tortricidae
Product: rhoGEF domain-containing protein gxcJ-like
Exons: 2
Coding region: 342-1904 (520 amino acids)
Source: RefSeq, a predicted model, not a curated record